AUGGGUGAAGCCGAACGUCGUAUGUCAUUCUUCUCGCAAAGUUUGUCAACCCCGAUACCGGAUCCACUGCCAAUUCAAAAUAUGCCAACGUUCACCGUCUUGACUCCUCAUUACUCGGAGAAGAUUCUCCUGUCCCUUCGAGAAAUCAUCCGUGAAAAGGAUAAGAACACCAAAGUUACCUUGCUGGAAUAUCUGAAGCAGCUGCACCCAGAAGAAUGGGACAAUUUCGUCAGGGACACUAAAAUUCUCAUCGAAAAAAAUGACAUGGAAAGUCAAUUUGAAGAGGGCCCAUUGAAAGAAACCAAAGACAGAAAUAAGCAUGAUUUGGCCUUCUAUUCGGUGGGCUUCAAAUCGUCGGCACCAGAAUACACCACGCGUACACGCAUAUGGGCGUCUCUUCGAUCUCAAACGCUAUAUCGCACGAUCUCUGGGUUUAUGAACUAUUCGAAGGCGAUUAAGCUUUUGUACCACGUGGAAAAUCCCGAUAUUGCAGCUAUUUUUUCUGGCGAUCAAGAUAAACUCAAGGAAGAAGUCACUACUAUGGCCCGCCGAAAAUUCAAAUUUGUGGUGUCCAUGCAGCGUUACAACGAUUUCAACGACGAAGAGCGUGAGAAUGUGGAAUUCCUGUUGCAAACUUAUCCCGAUCUGCAGAUCGCUUAUCUCGACGAAGUUCCGGCUGAGAACGAGGGCGAGGAGUCGAAAAUAUUCUCUGUGUUGAUCGACGGUCAUUGUGAAUUGUUGAAUGGGAAGAGGAAACCGAAAUAUCGUAUCCAACUUCCCGGCAAUCCAAUUCUUGGGGAUGGUAAAUCUGACAAUCAAAAUCACGCCAUCAUCUUUUGUCGCGGCGAAUAUUUGCAACUGGUGGAUGCUAAUCAGGACAACUAUCUUGAGGAGUGUCUCAAGAUUCGCAGCAUUCUCAAGGAAUUCGAGCAAUAUGAGACCUCCACCUCACCGUACUCUUCGACCACCGAACCAUCCCAGAAGGAACCGGUAGCGAUUGUAGGUGCCCGAGAGUACAUUUUCUCCGAGAACUAUGGUGUUCUUGGCGAUGUGGCUGCUGCCAAAGAGCAAACUUUCGGUACAUUGACUCAAAGGAUCAUGGCUCAAAUCGGUGGUCGAUUGCACUAUGGACAUCCUGAUUUCUUGAACGCUAUAUUCAUGACAACUCGGGGUGGUAUAUCAAAAGCGCAAAAGGGUUUACACCUUAACGAAGAUAUCUAUGCCGGUAUAAAUGCGUUCAGUCGUGGCGGGCGCAUCAAACACGCGGAAUACUAUCAAUGCGGUAAAGGUCGUGAUCUCGGCUUCGGCUCCAUUCUUCACUUCACCACUAAAAUCGGAACCGGCAUGGGUGAACAGAUGCUAUCUCGCGAGUAUUACUACCUGGGGACGCAGCUUCCUCUAGAUCGCUUCUUAACCUUUUAUUACGCCCACCCCGGCUUUCAUGUGAACAAUAUUUUCAUUAUGUUGUCGAUUCAACUAUUUGUGUUUGGCAUGGUGUUUAUCGGUGUGAUGGUGACGACAUUGACAGUGUGCGAUUUCAAUCCCGAUCCAAAUGCACCACUCCGUCCUCCAGGAUGCUACAAUCUUAAUCCCGUGUUCGAUUGGAUCAAACGUUCAAUCGUUUCUAUCGCCGUGGUAUUCCUAAUAGCAUUCCUGCCAUUGUUCCUUCAGGAAUUUGCCGAACGAGGCUUAUUGCGUAGUACCCUCCGUCUUGGGAAACAUUUGUUAUCACUUUCGCCCUUCUUUGAGGUCUUCAUAACGCAGAUUUACAGACACAGUAUCACGACAAAUCUUAAUUUUGGCGGUGCUCGAUAUAUCGAGAGUGGUCGUGGAUUUGCAACCGCCCGUAUCCCAUUUUCGACGUUGUAUGCACGUUUUUCCUGUCCGAGCAUCUAUUUUGGUAUGAGGACGCUUCUGGAGUUGAUUCUUGUGACCAUGACCAUACGACUACCACAUCUGGGAUACUUUUGGUUGUCAGUUGUUGCCUUGGCGAUAUCUCCGUUCCUAUUCAACCCUCAUCAAUUCUCUUUCACCGAUUUCAUCAUUGACUAUCGAGAGUUUUUGCGAUGGAUGUCGCGCGGUAAUUCAAAAACCCACGCAAGUUCUUGGAUCUCAUUCUGUCGUAUGUCCAGGACAAUGAUCACCGGGUACAAACGCCGAAGAUCAGGUCAUCCGUCCGAGAAAUCUGUUAGUGAUGUCCCCCGUCCAAGUUUCGUUGUGAUCUUCGCAUCAGAAAUCUUCUUGCCACUUUUGUCGGCAGCACUCUGCGUCUUGGCAUUCGCAUUUGUCAAAACCUAUAAUCCACAGAAUCCCGGGAAACCAAAUGACGGUCUCAGUGCGAUCAUCCUUGUUUGCGUCAUAGCCCUCAUGCCUGUCUUGAUGAACGCAACAAUGCUGGCGGUUCUUUUCUUCGUAUCGUUCUUGAUUGGUCCGCUGAUGAACUAUUGUUUUCCCAAGUUUGGAUCCACGAUUGCGGCGAUCGCACAUGCCUGGUCAGUUCUCAACAUGAUUAUAGUUUUCGAACUUUUGUGGUUCAUAAACUCCUGGAAUUUUCCCGAUGCCGUUCUGGGUGUUAUCACGCUGGUUGCAAUUCAGCGACUCAUCUUCAAAUUUUUUAUUGUAUUAUUCUUAACACGUGAAUUCAAGCAUGAUGAGGCCAAUAGAGCGUGGUGGACGGGAAAGUGGUACGGUCGUGGACUGGGCGGAUCAUCAUUUACACAACCUUUCCGAGAAUACAUCUGUAAAAUAGUUGAAAUGUCUCUUUUCGCAACGGACUUUAUACUUGGUCAUAUUAUUCUAUUCAUGUUAGCACCCAUAUGCUUGAUACCUUGGAUUGAUAAUUUUCAUUCUAUCAUGUUGUUCUGGUUGAAGACAAGUAAACGAAUCAGGGAACCGAUAUUUUCGCAGAAACAGAGGCGACAAAGGUCGCGCAUGAUUUGGACAUAUGGGCUCUUAUUUUUAGUCAUGUAUCUUACAUUCAUAGGACUAAUUGCUGGGCCAACGGUAGUUGGUUCAAAGUUAAAAUAUAAGUUGAACUUGCCAAUAUAA
Acaulospora colombiana is the source of this 3048-nucleotide messenger RNA. NCBI's taxonomy places the organism in Eukaryota, Fungi, Glomeromycota, Glomeromycetes, Diversisporales, Acaulosporaceae. The record is from the annotation of a GenBank genome assembly.